CGUGGCCUCAAGCAGGCUCAGCAAUUUCUCCUGCCACCCUGCAAGGGGACAGCUUGUGGGUACUGGUAUUGCCUCAAUGUUAGGCAUCCCAGUGUGGGAGGCUGUGUCAGCCCCGUGCCUGAGCACGGCAUCCUCCCAGGCUGGGACCCCUGCCCCAUGGGGAGAGGGAUGCCCUGUGCCCCAGUGCCCCAGCACUGGUUUAUCCCAUGGGUAGGCGACGGCGGGGCGACAGCUGGCUGGAGGAUUUGCCGAGGGCAUUAUUUAAUGCUGUGGGUAAAUGGAGGAACAGCAGCUAAUUCUGGAGCCCAUAAUCCUCUUCCUCCCCCGGGGACGGGGAGCGUGCCAGUCACGCACCCGCUGGCGGGCCCGGGGACGAGCCCCCGGCAGCUCCCCGGCGGUGCCGCGGGCCGCAGCGACUCCCAGACCAUGGGUGAUGUGCAGAAGGGGCUGCUCUCCGUUAUCCAGAAGCUGAAGGGUUCGCAGGAGCACGAGCUCCGCAUUGUCCUGCUGGGGCUGGAUAACGCAGGCAAGACGACGCUGCUGAAGCACCUGGCAUCCGAGGAGGUCAGCACCAUCACCCCCACACAGGGAUUCAACAUCAAGAGCGUCCACUCCCACGGUCUGAAGCUGAAUGUUUGGGAUAUCGGGGGGCAGCGCUCCAUCCGCCCAUACUGGAAGAAGUAUCUGGGCAGUACAGACCUGCUGAUUUAUGUCAUUGACAGUGCUGACCAGAAGCGUUUUGAGGAGACAGGGCAGGAGCUGGCAGAGCUCACAGAGGAUGAGAACCUCACAGGGGUCCCACUGCUGGUGUUUGCCAACAAGCAGGACCUGGUGACUGCAGCACCCGCAGCCGAAAUUGCAGAAGGGCUGAGCCUCCACACCUACCGGGACCGAGAGUGGCAGAUCCAGGCCUGCUCGGCCCUGUCUGGGGAAGGGGUGCAGGAUGGGAUGAACUGGAUUUCCAGCCAGAUUGUGAACAGGAAGAAGUGAGAGAUGCAAAGUGCCAGACGGGACUGAGCUGCAGGUCCCUACACCACAGCCAACCCCCCGGUCCCUCGGCUCCCCCCUGAGCCUCAGACUGUCAUGUUUGGAUGGUUUUCCCACCCAGCCUUCCACUAAUCAGCUGGCUUCCCCUCUCCCUGCCUCGUGGGCUUCCACAGGCUCCUCACAUCCCCGAAUCCCCUGCAGCUCCCAUGCUGUUGGAGCGAAGCACAUGUCCCAGCGUGUUGAGGGCUUGCACACCUCCAGCAUGAGAACCUGCCCAGGACUUGUCCAUCCACGCUGCUGCACACCCUGCAGGGGCUGUUGUGACCCAGGGACACCGGGCACCCUGACACAGCACUGGCUACACCGCCAGGCACCCGAGUGCUGUGUCCCCCUGUGCUCCUGCAGGAUGGGACUGGUGCUGCCCCAGCUGUGGCAGCUGGCUCAGGAAAGUCUCAUUCAGGACCUCUCGCUGGCCAGAGGAGUACCCAUGUGUGCACAGGACGUGGGACAAGCAUGAAGACAGGACCAGGCACAAACGGAGGGAUCUCCUUGCCCGGUGCCAUGGGGGCUGCUCUGUGCCACCGAGGGGUCCCUGUACCCCUGGGACACACGUCGUGUCCCAGCCGGGGCUGCUGUUGCCUGGCUGGAGGUGCCCUUCUGGAGGGCUGGGAGAUUCUGCUCCCUGGCCACCACGGUGUCCAGGGAUGGGGGAACACCUGUGGGAGCGG
This is a messenger RNA of Catharus ustulatus (Swainson's thrush), 1715 nucleotides long. RefSeq names its product ADP-ribosylation factor-like protein 3. Bases 157 to 990 code for a protein of 277 amino acids. Gene Ontology annotation, cellular component: cytoplasm; microtubule cytoskeleton. Gene Ontology annotation, molecular function: GTP binding; GTPase activity. NCBI's taxonomy places the organism in Eukaryota, Metazoa, Chordata, Aves, Passeriformes, Turdidae. Gene Ontology annotation, biological process: cilium assembly. The record is from RefSeq and is a predicted model, not a curated record. The transcript is spliced from 6 exons.